AAGGCAUGCAACCACUCUACAUGCCCUGUCCCCAUCCACUGUUCCCUUUUCUCAACGAUUUUUUAGCAUUAACAUGCCUAUAUGUGAAUGAUCCAUAUUGCCUUUAGCCCUUUAUAUUGCAUAUAUUGGUCAUGCACAUUUGGCACUGCCACACCACUUGGGCUAAUGCAGCGGUUGUUUUCUUCUACCUCAUCAUCAUUCUUAUAUAUCUAAGUUACCAUGUCGAUCUGUUCCAAAAUAUAAGGGAUUUUGACGAUAUAUCUGAUAUAUAAUUAAUAGAUUCUCUCGCUAUGUGUAUAUAUAUAGCUAGGUAGCUGAGCAAGCAGCUGGUCAUCACGGAUCAAGAAGAAGAUUAGCUUAGCUAGCUAAAAAGUAAGUAGCCGUGCGAAGUCGCCGGCGGUGAUCAGCCGGCGAUGACGACGUACAGGGUGUGCUGCUUCCUGCGGCGGUUCAGGGCGGCGUCGAACGAGCCGUCGGAGGAGCUCGGCGACGUGUUCCAGGCGUACGCCGACGGCGGCGGCGGCGUGAUGGGGGAGGAGGCGCUGAGGCGGUUCCUCCGGGAGGUGCAGGGGGAGGCCGCCGGCGGCGGCGACGACGAGCUGGAGGCGACGGCGAGGGAGGUGAUGGCCUUCGCGGCGGAGCAGAGGCUGCUCAGGAAGGGCGGCGCCGCUGCCGCCGGCGGCGGGCUCACCGUCGAGGGCUUCCACCGCUGGCUGUGCAGCGACGCCAACGCUGCACUGGAUCCUCAGAAACGGGUAUAUCAAGACAUGGGAUUGCCUCUGUCACACUACUUCAUCUACACGGGGCACAACUCAUACCUGACGGGGAACCAGCUGAGCAGCGGGUGCAGCGAGGUGCCCAUCGUGAAGGCCCUCCACGACGGCGUCCGUGUCAUCGAGCUCGACCUCUGGCCCAACGCUGCCAAGGACGCCGUCGAGGUCCUCCACGGCAGGACGCUGACAUCGCCAGUGGGUCUGAUGAAAUGCCUUGAGGCCAUCAGGGAGUACGCGUUCGUCGCCUCCCCUUACCCCGUCAUCCUCACCCUCGAAGAUCACCUCACUCCCGACCUCCAAUCCAAAGUCGCCAAGAUGAUCAAGGAGACGUUCGGUGACAUGCUCUACGUCUCUGAAACUGAGAACAUGGCGGAAUUCCCUUCGCCGGACGAGCUCAAGGGGAAGAUCAUCGUGUCGACGAAGCCGCCCAAGGAGUACCUCCAGACCAAGAACGACGCCGACGCCGACGAGGCCGGCGUCUGGGGCGAGGAGAUCACCGACGACAAGGUGGCGGCGACGGCGAUGACGACAGAAGAGAAAUGCGCGGCGGCGGAGGAAGCAGUCGCCGCCGCCGCCGUCGACGAGGAGAUGCAGGAGGCCGAGACGGACAAGAAGACGCAGCACGGGGUGGACAACGAGUACAGGCGCCUCAUCGCCAUCCCUCUGACAAGAAGAAAGCACGACAUGGAUCAGGACCUCAAGGUCGAUCCCGACAUGGUGACGCGCCUCAGCCUCGGGGAGAAGGCCUACGAGAAGGCCAUUGUCACCCAUGGAGCUCACAUUAUCAGGUUUACGCAGAGGAAAUUGCUGAGGAUAUUCCCUCGGUCGACGCGCAUUACGUCUUCGAAUUAUAAUCCUUUGAUGGGUUGGAGGUAUGGAGUUCAGAUGGUUGCAGCAAACAUGCAGGGCCAUGGAAGAAAGCUGUGGCUGACUCAGGGGAUGUUCCGAGCAAACGGCGGUUGCGGUUACGUCAAAAAGCCUGAUAUUCUGAUGAACAACGAUCCAGAUAAACUGUUUGAUCCUACAUCCAAACUACCAGUAAAGACAAGACUAAAGGUGACGGUGUACAUGGGAGACGGAUGGCGAUUCGACUUCCGCAAGACACAUUUCGACAAAUGCUCACCCCCAGACUUCUAUGCAAGGGUGGGUAUAGCCGGAGUAGAAGCAGACACGAGGAUGGAGCAGACGAAGGUGAAGAUGGACACGUGGAUUCCGGCAUGGGAUCACGAGUUCGAGUUCCCGUUGAGCGUGCCGGAGCUGGCGCUGCUCCGGGUGGAGGUGCACGAGUCCGACAACCACCAGAAGGACGACUUCGGCGGGCAGACCUGCCUGCCGGUGUGGGAGCUCCGGCGAGGCAUCCGCUCCGUCAGGCUCUGCGACCACCGCGGCGAGCCCCUCCGCUCCGUCAAGCUCCUCAUGCGCUUCGACUUCACCUGACUACUCCAUCUUCUUCUUCAUCAUCGUCAUCGUCUUAGUAGUAGUAGUUCCAUGUAUGAUAUCAUGAGGGAUGAAGCAUUGAUCGUACUUUCUCCGUCCCGAAAUAUAGCAAUGUAGGAUUAGAUGGAAACAUCUUAAUACUACGAAUCUGGAUAUGUCCUAUCUGGUUCUGGUUUGCUAUGUUUUAGGACGAAUAUAGUACAUAAAAUUUUAGAAGUUUUGUUUUAAAAAAGAAUAAAUUUUGUGCGAAACGGAAGGUGUGAUUGUACAUUUUGUACGUACAUUGUUUGUUGUUGAUUAAUAAACGUGUUAAUAAAAGAGGGAAGGAUUCUUUUAA
Molecule: messenger RNA, 2547 nt
Organism: Oryza sativa Japonica Group (Japanese rice)
Lineage: Eukaryota; Viridiplantae; Streptophyta; Magnoliopsida; Poales; Poaceae
Product: phosphoinositide phospholipase C 2
Biological process (GO): phosphatidylinositol-mediated signaling; release of sequestered calcium ion into cytosol; lipid metabolic process
Molecular function (GO): phosphatidylinositol-4,5-bisphosphate phospholipase C activity
Source: RefSeq, a predicted model, not a curated record